This is a messenger RNA of Physeter macrocephalus (sperm whale), 5956 nucleotides long. RefSeq names its product formin 2 (gene FMN2). Gene Ontology annotation, biological process: actin nucleation; intracellular transport. The transcript is spliced from 23 exons. The coding region runs from base 1 to 4497 and encodes 1498 amino acids. The record is from RefSeq and is a predicted model, not a curated record. Gene Ontology annotation, molecular function: microtubule binding. Gene Ontology annotation, cellular component: actin filament; cytoplasm; endoplasmic reticulum membrane. Lineage: Eukaryota; Metazoa; Chordata; Mammalia; Artiodactyla; Physeteridae.
AUGGGGAACCAGGACGCGAAGCCGAAGAGGAGUGCGGGCGAUGCCCCGCACGGAGGCGGCGGCGGCAGCGAGGACGCCGCCGGGCCCCGCGAGGCCGAGGGCACAAAGAAGGCGGGCGGGGGCAAGAAGGCGCCGGGCCGGCACGGCAAGGGGGGCGGCGGUGGGGAGCCGGGCAGGAAGAAGAGCCGGUCGGAUCCCAGGGCCUCGGUCUUUUCCAACCUGCGCAUCCGGAAGACCCUGUCCAAGGGCAGAGGUGCCGGCGGCUCCCGUGAGGAUGUGCUGGACCCCCAGGCUCUGCAGGCCGGCGAGCUGGACAGCGCCCACUCCCUGGUCACCAAAACUCCGGACCUCAGCCUCUCGGCCGACGAGACGGGCCUGUCCGAUACGGAGUGUGCCGAUCCUUCCGAGGUGACGCGGCCCCGGGGUCCUGGCUCCGCCGGGGUCGGGGGCCCGGCGGUGGCCGAGGAUUCGGAGACUGCGGCGGGGGUGCAGGAUGGACAAAGGACCAGCUCGGGCUCAGACACAGACCUCUACAGCUUUCACUCGGCCGCGGAGCAGGAGGACUUGCUCUCGGACAUCCAGCAGGCUAUCCGUCUCCAGCAGAUGCAGCAGCAGCAGCAGUCCUCGAGCCCCGAGUCGCCCCCGGCCUCGCCCCCCUCCGCCGCCCCCCCUCCCGGGGCCCUGCCGGGCCUGGACCGACCCCCGCCGGGCCCAGGCGCCGAGGCGGCGCCGUCCGCGCGCCCCGACCGGCCUCCGGCUGCAGACCAGCCCGCGGCUGCCGCCUUGCCGUCUCCCGGGUCGGCUCCCGGGGAGCGAGGGGCCGCGGACACGGACGAGGAAGGCGAGGAGGACGCUUUCGAGGACGCGCCCCGAGGCUCUCCGGGGGCGGAGUGCGGCCCGGCGGCGGGAGAGGCCCCGCGCAGGCCGGGGGCGACGCGCGAGGAGGGCGCGCCGAGGCCCAGCGUCCCCGCGGCCGCCUCCCCGCCCCGCAGCCCGGCGCGCAGCCCGUGCUGUUCCCGGACCCGCCCGCUCCUGGCGCCCUGCUACGUCAGGACCACCACCCGGCAGCUCAGCUCGCCCGGGCCCUCCCCCGCCCCGUCCCCUAGCCACAGCCCCCGGGUACAGAGACGGCCGGAGUCCUCCCUGGACCGGGGGUCCGGAGCCGCCGCGGCCCCCGCCGCCCCGGCCAGGAAGCCCCGCGCGGGCCGCAGCCGCUCGGCCGACUGGACCGCGGAGCUGGGCCGCGCGCCCGGGGCGGGGGUCUCGGCGCACCUGGCGCAGCGCGGGGCGGGAGGUCUUCAGGACGUGUUCGCAGACAGUGAUGGUGAGCAGGCCAAAAGCACCUGGGAUGCUACUACUGGUACCUUUCCAGCGGCCGUAUGGACUUGGCUAAGCCGGCUGAACGGUCGGCUCACGGCGGAAAAUGUGGAGCAGUGCGAUGAGUUUAUCCUUGCGUGUCGUUUAGGUUGGAUGAAUUCGUGCCACGGCUGGAAGACCUCGACAGGGCCCAGGAUUGACCUCUGCUGUUUGCUCUUCCAAGCCAAGCAGAGGCCUGGUGUCCAGGCACCAGUUCCCACAGGCCCUGGUGUGGCCCUGGCGGGUACAGCCCAGUUUUGGGCUGGCAGCAGGGGUGGCCCAGCUGGGAGGCCUCCUGACCUGGGAGCCAAGUGUGCUCUUGGGACCCAGGCCUUAGAUCAGAGAAGAGCGGCCACUGCUUUGGUGGCCUGGUUUUCAGUCAUGGCUCGGCUGAACCUGCUGAUAGAGGGAGGGCCAGAGGAGCGGGAACUGAGUGACCCUGGAGACUUCCUGUUGCCUCCACCGGAGAUGAUUAGGAGGCGUUUUCUGCGGGCCCGCCCUGUCCCCUUCCAGUGGCUGGUGCCUGCCUCCCUGCCCACCCCGUUCCUGCCCCCCAACAGCCACCCCUCAGACUGGCGAACUCUGCUGGAGAAGCUGUUCAGCCAGCAGGAGAGUGGGCCUCCAGAAGAAGCAGAGAAGUUCUGCUCGCGGAUCAUUGCCAUGGGACUGCUCCUUCCUUUCAGGGACUGCUUCAGGGAGCCGUGUGGUCAGGAUGCCCAGUCCAGCUCAGCUCCGUUUGAUCAAGAUCAACUUUACACCUGGGCUGCGGUUAGUCAACCCACACACUCGCUGGAUUAUACAGAAGGGCAGUUUCCCAGGAGAGUCCCAGCUGCUUGGCCACCAUCUAAACCUCCUGAAGAAGAACACAGGCCCAAGGAUGCUGACACAGAGUCUCAAUCUGCUGUUUUAGAAACUCCGAAAAAAUGUUCAGAUGCUGCUCAGCAGGAAGUUUGUGACAUGAAAUCUGAGGGUCAGGCCACUGUCAUUCAGCAGCUGGAGCAGACCAUUGAGGAUCUGAGGACCAAAAUAGCUGAGCUAGAGAAGCAGUACCCGGCCGCAGACCUGGAGGCGGCCGCCUCCGGAGACGCGUGUCUGCGAGCUCUCAGGUUGGGAGAAAAGGAAGUAGGGCAUCAAAGGAUUUUACAGGCAAAGUCCAUCCAGACGUCCCCAACAGAGGAGGGUGGGACACUGCCACGUCCUCCCAUGGGCGCCCUGCCUGAGGCCACGAGUGGAGACCCAGCUGGGCUGUCCUCACCUCCCGGACCUCAGACCAAAUUCUGCGCAGAGAUUUCUUUGGUCGUGUCUCCAAGGCGAAUAUCAGUUCAGCUCGAUGCACAUCCGUCCCUCCAGGCUCCACCACCCACGUCGCCGCCCUGGUCUGACGGUCAAGGACAGGCGAGCUCACAGCCUUCCCGUCCUUCUUUUCACACGGAGUUUGAAACCAGCCACGAGCACUCUCCUUUCCCCUCCUCUGAAAACAGCUGUGACAUCCCCACUGCACUGCCUCUGUCUCCCAACAUCUCCCACCAGAUGCCUGGUCUGGGAACCGUGGCUCCUCCACGGUCCCCGCCCCAUGUCGCGCCUGAGCCUGCGCUGUCCAGCCCACCGUGCCCCUCACCUCCUCCUCCACCUGGUCCAGAGAUUCUGCCACCCCCUCCCCUACCUUUGCCUGCACCCCCUCUGCUUCCUGGAUCCGGCCUUGCUCUCCCACCACAAGCUGGGAGUAGCACUUCACCAACACCUCAGGCUUGUGGAUUUCUUCCUCCACCGUUGCCAGCUGGCUUGUUUGGAUUCGGGUUGAACCAGGACAAAGGCAGCAGGAAGCAGCCAAUAGAGCCUUGUCGGCCGAUGAAGCCUCUGUAUUGGACGAGAAUUCAACUGCACAGUAAAAGAGACUCCAGUGCUUCACUUAUUUGGGAAAAAAUUGAAGAGCCAUCCAUAGAUUGUCAUGAAUUUGAGGAAUUAUUUUCUAAAACUACUGUAAAGGAAAGGAAGAAACCGAUUUCUGACACCAUCACAAAGACCAAGGCUAAACAAGUUGUCAAGUUACUCAGCAACAAAAGGUCACAAGCAGUUGGAAUAUUGAUGUCUAGCCUUCACUUAGAUAUGAAAGAUAUACAACAUGCUGUGGUGAACUUGGACAAUUCUGUGGUUGACCUGGAGACCCUUCAAGCUCUCUAUGAGAAUAGAGCACAGUCAGAUGAACUGGAAAAAAUUGAAAAACACGGCCGGUCCUCCAAAGACAAGGAAAACCCCAAGUCUCUGGACAAACCUGAGCAGUUCCUUUACGAACUGUCACUAAUCCCCAACUUUUCAGAGCGAGUCUUUUGCAUCCUGUUUCAGUCCACAUUUUCAGAAAGCAUUUGCUCAAUUCGGCGCAAACUGGAGCUGCUACAGAAGUUGUGUGAGACAUUAAAAAAUGGAUCAGGGGUCAUGCAGGUUUUGGGUUUGGUUCUUGCCUUUGGCAACUACAUGAAUGGUGGAAAUAAGACUCGGGGACAGGCAGACGGUUUCGGGUUAGACAUCCUCCCAAAGCUGAAAGACGUCAAAAGCAGUGACAAUAGCAGAAGCCUUUUGUCAUAUAUCGUAUCCUAUUAUCUUCGCAAUUUUGAUGAGGACGCUGGGAAGGAACAGUGUGUGUUUCCACUGCCCGAACCCCAGGACCUCUUUCAGGCCUCGCAGAUGAAGUUUGAAGACUUUCAAAAAGACCUCAGAAAACUCAAGAAAGACCUGAGAGCCUGUGAGGUUGAAGCGGGGAAAGUGUACCAGGUGUCCUCAAAAGAGCACAUCCAGCCAUUCAAAGAAAACAUGGAACAAUUUAUUAUUCAAGCUAAAAUUGACCAAGAAGUGGAGGAGAACUCACUGACAGAGACUCAUAAAUGCUUUUUGGAGACUACAGCCUAUUUCUUCAUGAAACCAAAGAUUGGAGAGAAGGAAGUGUCCCCAAAUGUCUUCUUCAGUAUCUGGCAUGAAUUCAGCUCCGACUUUAAAGACUUUUGGAAGAAAGAAAACAAACUUAUUCUACAAGAGAGAGUAAAAGAAGCUGAAGAGGUGUGUAGGCAGAAAAAGGGAAAAUCACUUUAUAAAAUAAAACCAAGACAUGACUCUGGAAUUAAAGCGAAAAUAAGCAUGAAAACCUGAACAAUGAAAAGCAGAACGGAAAUGAGUCCCUGCAGCCACUUCCACAGAAUUCAGCUGACCUGAGGGCAGGAAGGAAACUCAUCAUUUUGAUCACGUUUCUUCUUGGCCUCUUGCAUAAUCUUUGUGUUUUCCAGACAGUUCACUGAUUGUUAAAUUCUACUGUAUAUUAAAAAAAAAAAAAAAAAAAGCAAAAGCAGUAGGCCAGUGGAGAAUGUGACACCUUUUCUUUCUGUAAAAGUUUAUGGUAUUUUACCGAUAGACCAAAACAGCAUGUGUAAGAGGCAGUAUCUGCAUUAAUUCUGAACAUGCUAAAAAGUAACCUCCAAUUUACUGAUGUGCAAAUAGCCCUGUCACAGUGAAACACGUUCCUUUCUACUGACGACCAAUACUCCACAUCACUGCAUUUAGAGUUAUGGUUAAAAUGUUAUUUCUAGUGAAUUGUUUGUAUCAGUUUCACAUCUACAUAUAAAUUUUCUAUUUUGAAAUCAAAGUACCAUUUAUAUAUGUCAUAGUCAAGGCUUUCCCAGCUCUUGGGUUGGUCUCUGUAACUAUAUAUUUGUGAAAGAAGAUUAUCAUUUUUUUUUUAACUCAUCAGAUAAUGAAUAGAAAAGAAUAUAGCAAGAGGAAAACCCUUCCUAUAAAUCAUUUAAAAUAGGCAGGAAUCAGAAAUGAGGGUGUUUAUCAACUAUGUCCUUUGGGACCUUACAUAAAGCCAAUCUGCAGCAAAGGUCAAUUAAACCAAAGUUGUGCCUCUCUGUACUUUUACCAUUGCCCUUCACAAAGAAAAUGACACAAUACUUUUAAGGAAUUUAAAUAAAUGAUGCUCAUAAAAUUGCCAAACAUGACUAAGUGUUGGCAAAAAAAGAGUAACUUUUAGAUGGAUUGGCAUCUACCUAGAACUUGUUAAUUAAACCCAGCUGCCUGAGUAUUGUGACCUGAUUGGGGUUGUCUUUUUGUGUUAUGGCAGUUGAUUAAAAACUAUGAAAUGAGUAUGCAAGGAUUUAUGACCUAAAGGAGCCUAGGAAAAGAUUUUAUUUUAGAUUGAGAGGAAAAAAGUAAAUCUUCCACUUUCUCUGAAAGUAUUUUAAAGUCAGCUCCUGAUGCAUUGUGAUGGUUUUGUCUAACAUUAAUAGACAUUUUUAAAAAUUCUUUUAAUGAUAUGUUUUGGGGUACAGCUGUGAAUAAAGGGGAGAAUGUGUUGCUAAUGUAAACCAAUUAUGGAAUCAACUUAAAAAGAAACUCUGAAUCAUAACUAUGUUUGUAUUUAUGUAGAGUACUGUCCUUAGCUUUCAGUCUGUAGUCAACAUGCACAGACACAGUAGUGGCUCUCGGGUUGCUGUUCUGCUGUUCUCCUGUCUCCUUCGGCCCCUCCAUGUGUACAUGACUUUCUUCAAUGAUAUAAUAGGGCAUUUAACAGAGAUCGCUAUGUGCAAUACUGUAUUUAGUGUUUCUAUUUUAA